This is a messenger RNA of Triticum dicoccoides, 759 nucleotides long. RefSeq lists its product as uncharacterized. The coding region runs from base 1 to 759 and encodes 252 amino acids. The transcript has a single exon. Lineage: Eukaryota; Viridiplantae; Streptophyta; Magnoliopsida; Poales; Poaceae. The record is from RefSeq and is a predicted model, not a curated record.
AUGCAGGAGAUGGACCGGUCGAGCGAGGAGAAUGUGAAGAUCGUCGAGAUGGACAGCGGCGAGCAGCCAGCGCGGCGCGGCGGGGCGAAGGGCGGCGACAGGCAGUUCUCCUCCGUCGAGUACCACCACGGCGGCAGGUGCUCGCCGGCGCCGUCGGCCAUGACGGAGCUGAGCCCGAGGGCGAGCAGCUGGCACGUGGAGGACCACCUGUCCUUCGGGACGGCGCACAGCAGCCCGCACUCCCACUCCCACAACGCGACGGCGGCCAUGGCGGAGCCAGCGGCGUCGGACUUGCCGUUCCCGAGCUACAUGAGCAACACCGAGUCGUCGAGGGCCAAGGCGCGGUCCCAGAGCGCGCCGAGGCAGCGCGUUGCCGCGGAGGCGCUGGAGCGGCAACCGAGCAGGAGGAAGGGGGCGGAGCACAGGAGCGUGCCGCGGGGCGCCAGGAUGCAGCGGUCGUCGUCGCAGCAGCAGGCUGGGUCAGCGCCGCGCCAGUCGCCCUUCUUCCACCGGCCGUGGUCGUCGUCGACGUCGGUGAGGCUGGACACGUCGACGGCGUCGCUCAAGGACAGCGAGUGCGGGUCCACCACCAGCUCCGUGGUCACCGCGGCCACCACCGUGUCCACCGUCUACAGCCGGACCCGCUCGCUCGUCGGAUUCGAGGAGAGGAGCUCGGGCUCGAGGGGAUCCUCCCCUCGAUCCAGACCGGGCGCCGCCGUGCGGGGGUUUUCUGCAAAAAAAUGCCACGUCGGCAGCUGA